Mercenaria mercenaria is the source of this 3546-nucleotide messenger RNA. RefSeq lists its product as uncharacterized. The transcript has 2 exons. Gene Ontology annotation, molecular function: metalloendopeptidase activity. The coding region runs from base 1366 to 2292 and encodes 308 amino acids. NCBI's taxonomy places the organism in Eukaryota, Metazoa, Mollusca, Bivalvia, Venerida, Veneridae. The record is from RefSeq and is a predicted model, not a curated record.
UCCAUGCUGGUCGCAAAUGCACUAUGCUGGCUUUCUCAUGGUGCGGCUCAUAUUUACAACAGCUGAUACAAGAACAUUUAUUUUAGAUAGCAAGUCCCAUUAUGUAGAUUUAUGUUGUUUUUUGACAAAGAUUUUUUUUAUCUUACCUUGAUAUGGAAUUACUUCUGUCAUUAUACAUACAUUAAACAAUUUUCUAACCAUUAAAGUUCUCUAUAAACUAAUUAGUUUAUUAUUUUCCGAACGCAAAUAUUGUGUUAUAUGCCAUGUUUUGUUACCAGUUUUAUAUGUAUUUAUAUAGUUAUAGCAUGCCAUCUGGUCGGUGUAUGUUUGGCUGCUAGGAAGGUCGAUGCCCACCUGAGAGCCAGAGAGACGAUGAAGAGAUGAAGCAGUCCACAAAGGCUGAUUUAAAGACGUGAUGAAACGCCUCUCGAUACUACAGAGUUGUUCGAACUAUCGAAAGGUGAAAAGCUCGAACCGGUAAGAACAACAGCUGACGCGGCUGGCACUGAGGUAGAGCGUCUUGAAGAAAAGUAUAAUGGCAUACCAGUUUACGAUGCAGUUGUCACUGUUCGUAAAACGAAGGAUGGGAAGUUGACAGGGGACGCCUCAGGAACUCUUAUACAAAAUAUAGACGAAGAUUUACAAGAUACAAAACCAAAACUCACUAACGAAGAUACCCUUCGCAUAGUUGUCAAAGCCGAAGGGGACGAUAUAGCAGAUGUUACUGAAGCAAAAUUUUGCAGGAUGGUUUAUAUUGACAAGAACAACACUGCAAGACUGGUCAAUAUUAUUAAUUAUCUGGUAGACGGUGUGAAGCGGCCUUUCUAUAUAAUUGAUGUACAAAACGGAGAGAUUCUAAAGAGCUGGCAAGGUUUUAACAAAUAUCCUUGUUGUACAAGAAAAUAUAAAGCCUGGGGCGGGAAUAUGAAAAUGGGACGUAUCACAUACGGUGAUAUGCCUCAUUGUCUAUCUCCUACCAUUGUCGGCGGCAUGUGUUACCUAGAAAACGAGUACGUUCGUGUUGUUGAUAUGAAUAACACCUAUGACGAGAACAUCACAUAUACAGCAAGUUUUGAAUGCGAAAAGGGAUAUGGGGACGAAGUCAAUGGUGCUUUUUCACCGGCAAUUGACGCUUUCUUCUACGGUACCGUCGUCGGCAAAAUGUUUGAAGAAUGGUUCGACAGUAAGCCUUUAAACAGUAAAGUUGUUAUUAGAGUCCAUUUUGGUAGUUUAUACGAAAAUGCUUUCUGGAACGGAGAAAAUACAACAUUUGGUGAUGGUGGAUAUUAAAUAUAUCCAUUUACAUCACUCGAUGUUGUUGGCCACGAAGUUGGCCAUGGGAUAACAGAACAAGGAUCUAAUCUUAUGUAUUACGGUGAAAGUGGUGGAGUGAACGAGGCAUUUUCUGACAUAAUGGGUGAGGCAGCGGAAGAUUAUCUUCUUCAGUCAGAUUUCGUAACUGGUAAUACUAUCAUGAAGUUUUUGCCGUAUAUGCGGGAAUUCGAAAGGCCAGAAAAUGAUAACAUCUCUAUAAGCAAAGUAGAAGACAUGUUAGAGCAUACAGACCCCCAUUUCAGCAGUGGGAUAUAUCGGAGAGUGUGGUGGGUCGUGGUUAAAGACGGGAGUAUGUCCAUUCGUGACGCAGCAGCUGUAUUUUUGUAUGCGAACAGAAUGUACUGGCACAGCACGGCAUCAUUUUACGACUGUUCAUGUGGAACUCUGAAAGCGGCACUUGAUCUUGGGCACGACAUUGCUCCAUUCAGGAUGGCUUUCAAAGACGUUGGACUUGAAGACUGUGACGUAAACAGUCACGUGUUCGGUUUUAACAACAAUGACACGCGGUUUGGACUUCCAGUGAGUGCAUCAGUAAAUCCUGUUUUUAAAAUGGAGACGCCAGUAUGGGCUGACAAACUUAUUGUAGAUGUAUCAAGCAGCUCCGAAAAGCGCGAAGUUGAAAAUGACUAUGGGGCGGAAAUUCUCAUAACUAUCAUGAUGGGUGGAUGGGAAUCCACGCACGACAAAUGCACUAACGCGGUUGUGGUUGCUCAGGGUUUAAACCAUUUAGAACUGGAAAACGUCGCCGAUCAGGAAUACUUCUUCAAACUGUCUGUAUCAAAUGACACUGUCAUACUACCAGAGGUAUACAAUUUUACACGUAUGUCAAUCGAAAGUGGUGUUUCCAAAGUAGAUCUUACGAUUGGUUACACUUGUCAGAAGAAUUUCGCCACCGAAGACUGGGAAACCAAUUUUUUUUAUAGUCGUGAUUGUGGAACUGAAUUUGAUUACUACUGAGCUACUAUUUCGAUGCCGGUUGUAACUACUGUGGAUUUGCUAAACUUUGCGAAAUAUUCUGUCUCUGAAAUAAACUGAUUUCUCACUUCAAAUUACGCAUCUUACUUCUUUACCUGAACUGCCGAUUAAAAGUGUUGAUCAAUUGAUUGGUUUCCAAUGAAGCUAUAUGCGACAGAGUUUUAAAAUACCAAUGAAAAAGAAUAUAUUUAUCUUGAUUUCUAAAUCUUUGAGAAAGGCUAAUUAUUAUAUAUAUUGACUGGUUUUCAAUGGUCUUGAUUUCCGAAGUUGUUACUGCGCAACUUUUUGUACAGGUGCCUGUUCGCUAGUUAUAGAUUCUUCUUUGUAUUGAUAAAAUAGUAUAAUAUCGCGCUGUUUCGGACACUUUACUUCAUAUAAUCAAAACAAACUAAUUGUGAAAAUGUUUUAGUCUGCAAAAAGGCGAAACGGUUGGCUGAUAUAGACAUUAAGGUAUAGGUCCAUGUUUCGGAGAAAAUUUCGAACGUCAUCAAAUCAUAGAAAGAAAGCAUUGUUUUACAUGAAAAUUUAACAGCAUAUAAAACAUUUAUAUUAUUCUACAAAACCAUUGUCAAUUUACUCAUAUAUAUACUGAAUUCCGGAAAGGGACUGCAUGAAGGGGCCACACUUCCGGACAGUCAAGCGCCUUUAAAAACUCACCAUUUUUAAAAAGCUGUUACAUCUCUUCGUUUUGAUGCAUUUGCAACAGCGUACGAGUGUUUUGCAACAUCGUAUGAGUGUUUAAACUUUACAUAACUAGGUAAAACAUCGUUUUUGACAAUUGUUUACAUUUAUUUCUUUACAAAUGGCAUUCUAUUUUAAAGGGGACAACUCAAGAAUAUUUUAAGUAUCCGACUCUGCGGGACAGAACAGUAAAACAUGUAUCGGACAGAUAAAUUGUGUGUCAAGAUGCUGUUCAAUCACUAAAAAAUCUGUUGUGAUAUACUGCUAAACCUUAAAUACAACCCAUAUUGUUUAUAUCUAAGUUUGAACAACAGUCAGAUCAUUUCGUUCAAGAUUUUGCUAGCUUAUUUGUGAUGGGAAAGUUAGUUUCUUGUCUAGUAAUGAAGUAAUGAGUCCAACAGACAAAAAAAAACACAUUCAAAGAACACAGCCACCCAUGUAUGUCUCAACAUUCGCAUAGUAUGUGCACACUUACACAACUAAAGGAAUGGUAUUAUCAAACACAGAUAUAACAUGCACUCAAGCAUCCAGUCUAGACAAAAAUGCUGACAACAG